UCUGAUUAGAAAAGCCCAGAUAUUUGGAACUGCAUAUUAAAGAAGCCUAGAAUUGGGAACUUGGGAGAGAGCAUACAUUAAGCUACACAGAGCUUGGAAUCAGAAGCUAUGAAUCCAAGAUCACUCCAGUGCCCGCAAUCAAGAGUGAAGGGCAAAACCAGAAGCUGAAACCUGAAGGUCAGCACCCUUGGAAGGGUCAGGCCUAGUUCCCCCUCAGUGAAGACAUUGUAGGGCUGGAAGUGGGAGGAGGAUUAGGGGUUGAAUCUCAGAGUACAAGGAAAGGAAAAGCAAUAGAAAACAUGCUAGAAGCUGUGCCCUCUUAAAUCCCAGAAACACGAACAAAACAGUUUAUUCAUGGGGAAUCUCAAAGGUGGAAUACGUAUUUCUACCUAUGGAUCAAUCCCAAGGAUGGUUUUAUCCUGUACUAUAUUUAUUUUCAGUCAUUUAAGAAUACUGGGUUGUAGGGCCUUCCUAUUUAAAGCUUUGGUUAUUCAGUUACCUGAAGGGGGUCACCUCCGGUAAGUAGAUAAUCCCUGCAGUGGUAGAGUCCUCUCCUUGGAAGGAGACAGAAUAUAAAAUGGUAUUAAUCUAGAUCUUGUACAUAAGGAUACAGAAGGGGAAAUGCUGCAAAAGACAGAUGUAUUUUUGUACAAAGGGGUUUUGCACUAUUGUCUUCACUGUGGAACAAAAGGACUAUUAACGAUAGGUAGUAAUUAGUGGCCGCUUGCUUUGGGUCCCUCGGUACUCGGUGCCGAAGCCAUCCCCACCACCUCCCUGCCUUACUCUCUGGCCGCGGAGCUGGGGCAGCAGUCUGGAGCCUGAACAGGCUGCAGGCGAUCGGAAAUCAACUUUGCUGGACUGCGGACGGCGCAACCUUUCAGCGGUAUCACUUCCGCCAGCGCGAGUCCUUCCGGGGCGAAGGUCACCAUGGCGGCGGCCUUGGCUCGGCUCGGGCUGCGAUCCGUCAAGCAGGUUCGGGUUCAGUUUUGCCCCUUCGAGAAAAACGUGGAGUCGACGAGGACCUUUCUCCAAGCGGUGAGCAGCGAGAAGGUCCGCGCCACCAAUCUCAACUGCACGGUUAUUGCAGACGUGAGGCAUGACGGCUCCGAGCCCUGCGUGGACGUGCUGUUCGGAGACGGGCAUCGCCUGAUAAUGCGUGGCGCUCAACUCACCGCUCAGGAAAUGUUCAUCGCUUUCGCUUCCCACGUUCGGGCCAGGAACCCAGCGGGGAGCCGGGACAAACCUGGCGCUGGUACUGAACGGUGACAUCGCGAAAGAAACCAACAAGCAGAUUUUGACUUGGGACAAGGACACUUAAGUGCGACUUCAUCAUUCAAGUCACUAUCUGGAGGGUGCCACGGAGCAGGGUGGGAUGGGAGAGCUUUGCCACUACAAUGGUUGGGGGGGCAAGAGAAGAUAGGGGUGAGAAGAGGUUUAAAUGAACUUGAAUUUUUUUCUUUCUUACCCUCACAGCUUAACCUUUUUUAAUAUGGCUUCUUACAUCACUCAAAAUACCGUUUGUUCUUGUUUACCAAACGUGCUAUUUCCUCAAUCCUCAGCUCUCUAUCUCAUUAGCUUUUGUCGCUCUUAAUUCACCUUCUCGUGGUACCCCUGCCCCUCUUGGAUUUUUCUUGCUUCUUAAACAUAAAGGCAUACUGCCCUCAUCUUUUUUUUCUUCUUUGUGUUCUUCCUAGGGCAACCCAUCCCCUGUCAUAAUUUAAACUAUCCUCUCUGGAGUAAAACCCUACGUUUCUGUUUCGUUCAAAUCCCAA
Marmota flaviventris (yellow-bellied marmot) is the source of this 1772-nucleotide messenger RNA. RefSeq names its product mitochondrial ribosomal protein L53 (gene Mrpl53). Gene Ontology annotation, cellular component: mitochondrial large ribosomal subunit. The record is from RefSeq and is a predicted model, not a curated record. NCBI's taxonomy places the organism in Eukaryota, Metazoa, Chordata, Mammalia, Rodentia, Sciuridae.